Molecule: messenger RNA, 1258 nt
Organism: Nomascus leucogenys (northern white-cheeked gibbon)
Lineage: Eukaryota; Metazoa; Chordata; Mammalia; Primates; Hylobatidae
Gene: GNG8
Product: G protein subunit gamma 8
Biological process (GO): G protein-coupled receptor signaling pathway
Cellular component (GO): heterotrimeric G-protein complex
Molecular function (GO): G-protein beta-subunit binding
Source: RefSeq, a predicted model, not a curated record
CACUUUGGGAGGCUGAGGCGGGUGGAUGACCUGAGGUCAAGAGUUCGAGACUAGCCUCGCCAACAUUGUGAGACCCUGUCUCUACGAAAAAUACAAAAAUUAGCCGGGCGUGGUGGCAGGCACCUGUAAUCCCAGCUACUCAGGAGGCUGAGGCAGGAGAAUGGCUUUAACCCAGGAGGCGGAGGUUGCAGUGAGCCGAGAGUGGGCCACUGCACUCCAGCCUGGGCAACAGAGCAAGACUCCAUCUCAAAAAAAAAAAAAAAGGCGUGCAAAUGUGUGUGACAUUUGGAGACAUUAUAUGUGACACUGUGGUACAUUUUGUGCUCUGAGAUAAUUUAUCUGACUGUGUAGCCCUUGGAGCUGCCAUUGGUGGCGGCUGUGUGUGGCAUUUGGGGCGACUGUGUGAGGUUGUGUUGAGCAAGGUCAUUCAUGAUGUUGUGUGGUGCUACCGUGUGACAGGGCAAGAUAGUUUGUGUCUGUGUGAGGGACAGCGAGCAUGAGGCUGGGGGGGUGACACUGAGGUGGCUGAGUGAGAGGCUCUGUGGGACACACUGGAGAGGUUUGUUGUGACUGUGGAUUAAAUGUAGCGAGGCCCAGGGCCCACCUAGAGAGACUGUGUUUUCUAGUGAGUGUGAGAGAGGCACAGAGAGAGUCACACAAGAGGACAGCAGCGGCAGAGACACAGGGAGAGGGACAAAGAUAGGACUGACAGACAAGAGAGAGGGCCCAGAGAGGGAGCCCCAAGGCGGCGGGGCGGCGGGACGGUGGCUCCGGGAGGAGGCGGGUCCGUAGGGGCUGCGCCCCAGGGGAGGGGGCGGGGCGGGCCGGAGGGACCCAGACGCUGCCUCCCAGCCUCUGUCACCGCCGCCAGCCCGGCCCAGAGCAGCAACAGCCCCCACUCCCGCGCGUCUUUUAACCCCUUCCCCGCCGCAACCAUGUCCAACAACAUGGCCAAGAUUGCCGAGGCCCGCAAGACGGUGGAACAGCUGAAGCUGGAGGUGAACAUCGACCGCAUGAAGGUGUCGCAGGCAGCAGCGGAACUCCUGGCUUUCUGCGAGACGCAUGCCAAAGAUGACCCGCUGGUGACGCCAGUACCCGCCGCGGAGAACCCCUUCCGCGACAAGCGCCUCUUUUGUGUUCUGCUCUGAGCCCUCCGGACAUCUUACCCUCCCCUGCCGAAGUAUGGAUUCAAUAAACUUGGUAACUGUGGUGGUGCCUGUGCUUUCAGGGAGACUGAGGCACGCACAGAGCUUGGGGC